Molecule: messenger RNA, 1077 nt
Organism: Trichomonas vaginalis G3
Lineage: Eukaryota; Parabasalia; Trichomonadida; Trichomonadidae
Product: glycosyltransferase family
Exons: 1
Coding region: 1-1077 (358 amino acids)
Molecular function (GO): glycosyltransferase activity
Source: RefSeq, a predicted model, not a curated record
AUGCAUUUAACAUACGAAAAUCCUCCAGACGGAAACUUUUUUGGUUUUUUAGAGAACUCCGACAAAAUUCAAUACAGCAAAUAUUAUUCAAACCUUAGUUACGUUCCUAGAUAUGCAACAAAUCAAACUAAAAAUUUUGUAACUAAUUUCAAUGGAAAAAUCGCUAUCUACAAAAAUGCUUAUGCAAAUCGAUUUGGAGAAUUUUCUAUAGGCAAUUAUAUCAUUAGACCUCCGUUUGAUUCAGCAGCAAAUGGAAUUCGCUUUUAUGAAGAUGGCCCUGUAGUUUUGGAUUGUGAUAAAGCAUGUGUAUUCGGACAUGCUUGGAUGUAUAAUUUUGGUCAUUUUAUUCAUGACUAUUUAUCACCUUUGAUGAUAGUUCCAAGCGAUUUCUUGGAAGAAUGUGUUGUUGUCUUAUCAGAAAAAACGAGAAAAUUUGGUGAUGAUGUUCUUAAAGCGGUUGGUGUUCAUCGCUAUAUCUAUCUUUCAAACAACGAAUGGGUUCAUGCCGAUCUUCUUGCCGUUGCCAUUGAAGGUCGUCCAUAUCUUAUGCAUUUUGGUGUUCCUCUGCAGAAACUUGUUGAUCGUUUGAAAAUUUAUUUUCGAACAUUAGAAAUAAAACCAACCAAAUAUGUUAUUAUGAACAGAGCUCUAUCUAUUAGAAGACAUAUUGAUAAUAUUAAGGAUCUUGUGGUAGCUGUUCAAAAUUAUAUAAAAGAAGUAAAAUUUGAAGAAAUAGAAGAUCAACUUGGAUCAAUUGAAUCAUAUGCAAAGUUUUAUCCAUCGAUCAAAUGUGUUUUUCUUCCAACAGGAAGCAACGCAGUUAAAACUAUUUUCAUGCAUCCAAACACAGUUGUUAUCAUUGCAAGCAAUGAGAUGUUUGACUAUGCUGUUGGUUAUUCAAUUCUUUCUGUUCACAUCAAAGUUAUAUAUUUCGUCCAUCUUAAUAAUCACCAUGAUAACUUUGAUGUUGACAUUCCUCUUUCCAUUGAAGCAAUCAAUGUUGGUGUUGAAACAUCAAUUAAGGGACAUUUUCCUAAACCAACACCAAACUAUACAUUUAUUGAUUAUAUACACUAG